Dalotia coriaria is the source of this 2426-nucleotide messenger RNA. Its product is annotated as PX domain-containing protein kinase-like protein. Gene Ontology annotation, cellular component: plasma membrane. Gene Ontology annotation, molecular function: actin binding; phosphatidylinositol binding; protein kinase activity. Bases 149 to 1861 code for a protein of 570 amino acids. Gene Ontology annotation, biological process: negative regulation of monoatomic ion transport; protein phosphorylation; negative regulation of ATP-dependent activity. The transcript has 9 exons. NCBI's taxonomy places the organism in Eukaryota, Metazoa, Arthropoda, Insecta, Coleoptera, Staphylinidae. The record is from RefSeq and is a predicted model, not a curated record.
AAGAUAGUCUUUCGUGUGGCGCGCCGGAAUGUCAUUUCAUAGGUCACUGGUGUCUGUCAUAAUAACACGUCCACUCGCGGACGUUUCAUUGUGAUUUAAGUGGUGCGUAAUUAUCAGAUAUGGAUUUACGGAGCGGCUUCACGGAUAAAUGGCUAUAUUCGAAAAAGAAGUAAUAAAAAAAGUGACUCUCGAUGACACCGAGCCGAUAACAUGCGUUAUUGAGAACUGGCGCGACACUAAAGGGUACACUGAGUUUAUCAUCCGUGUGCAUCGGGGCCCCUUCACCAACCACACGUGGCAGAUCGUCAAGCGCUACAAUGAUUUCGUCAAACUGCAUGCUGGCCUGCAGGAGUCAGGGAUUCAACUGUGUCUGCCACCUAAGAGAAUCAUUGGUAACAGGGCUCCAGAAUUUAUUGCAGAAAGACAACAAGGUUUGCAGAAAUAUUUAAACUUCAUACUCAUGAAUCCCAUAUUGGUGUCAUCAUUACCAGCCAGGUCAUUUGUUGAUCCUGCUAACUAUUGCCAGCCAUUCAGUGAACAAGCAUUGCAGCAUGUAUCAUUGGCACUGAGAGGUGAAAUUGGUUGGGAAAUAGUCGGUCCAUUGCCGGACAUCGGCUGGCGACUACGCAAGCAUUUUUAUCAUGUAAAGAGCAAAAAUUUAGUCAAAGAUGAACUGUGGGCUAAUUGGGUGGACUAUGGGCCUGAUAAGUAUUUGGAUGACAAGGAAAUGCUUGCCAUAAUUAAGAGUCUUAAUCAAAUUCAGCAUCCUUUCAUUCAACCAAUUGUAUUAUCCCUCUGCACGGACGUGGGCGGAUUAUUUGUCCGCGCUUGCAACAAAACCGGCUCGAUUCGUGAUCUUCUAUGUGGUGCCAAAGCAAAACUGUCAUUUAUGAAGAAGUAUGGUAACCCGAAGGGGCAUAAACCUUUGGAUAUUAAGCAAGUGGCUUUAUACGGUCGACAAAUUUUGGAGGCUUUAAAGUUUUUACACGACAAAGGGCUACCAUAUGGACAUUUGCACACUGGAAACGUUGUGAUAGAUAACGAACGCGUUAAACUACUGGACAUUGAAAAUGGAAUUUUGGGCGUGCCGAGUUUUUAUCGACCUUAUUUCAUGCAGCACAAGAAAAUCAACACGCUCGAAGCUAUCGACGUGUACUGCUUUGGGCACACCAUCUAUGAGAUGGCUUUCGGUGCGCCGCUGCACGAGAGUAUCAUAGAUGCGUUGCCUCAAGAUGCACCACCAGAACUGAAAUCAGUCCUUGAUUCAAUUUUAUCAGCAGAAGGUUGCAAAGUGGGCUUGCCUUCAAUUGAAUCUCUACUGAAACACCAAUUCUUUUCGAGCGUUGUGUUGACGCUGGAGAGUACUGACAAAGCUUUACUCAAAAUCCCCAACUCGGCAAAAGAGCACCUCAAGACAAUCUGCCGUCAGUUGGAGGAUCGCCUCAAGGAGGAACAAAAGAUCAUGCGUAGUCAAAAACGGCUCACACGCGUUCAGGAAAUGAUGAGUUCUGAAGAGGAAAAGAAGAAACAGAGGCAGAAAAUUCGUCAGGAGCAAAAACAGCAAGCCAGAAUCAGACAAAAGACAUUUGAAGAAAAAGAGGAGAAGCCAAAGGUGAGCGAACGCUCCGAGAGUGCCACCAGCUCCAGCACGGCGAACUCCAUGGACACGCCAACGCCACCGACGCUCAGCGGCCCCCCACCGCCACCUCCGCCGCCAAUUCCAGUAGAACCAUUGUCGCCCAACAACCACCUUGGCGCUGCCCCCGACGCCUCCCGGGAGCGCUCCGCCCUACUCGGAUCCAUUUGUAGCUUUAACAAGGGUGCGCUGCGUAAGACCAAAGAACACAACGUACACAACUAGUUCCACAACCCCUACACACCCAUCCACUGUAACUCUCUCAUACAUGUAACUGGACUAAACUUUGAACGUAAAUGUUUAAUCGGCAUGAACAUUGGUAGCAUAUCUACACAUACACACCAUACAGACCUUUUUCUACAGUCGAUUUGUAUCAGAUUCGUGUUUACUCUUUACUUACGGUUACCAGAUAUCUUCAUUCCAUUCAUGAUGUGCGAUAGUGAUAUUGGCAAUGUCGAGAGUGUCGUAACCUAUUUGCAUAUUGUAUUUGUGCGUCUAGCUCCAGAAUAUUUGGUGUUAUUUUAACGUUCGAUUCUAAUCAGUAAUGCGUGUUUAACUACAUUUUUCGUCUAUAGUUAUCGUGGGUCCAGUAAUAUCGUACCAUUCAUCACACGUGUAACAUAAUUGCUAUUCGGUUCUUCAAAUAAGAUGCGAGUAUGAAUUGAUAUUAUUGAUAAAUCAUAUAGAUGGUAUAUAUAUUUAUGUUGUAUGAUAUGUGAGGACAUUAUGUGAACCUUCAGUCAAGUCAUGUAAAGAAUAAAUUCUAAUUGACCUUCCAUUACAUUAGAAA